GAAAUCCAGAGCAGCCAGCGGCCGCGCGGAAGGAAAUCCCUCCAGAAAUCCAUUUCGCCGGGAUGGACAGCGUCGUCGGCGGCGGCAAGGUGAAGAAGGCGGUGGGGCGGAAGCUCGGCGGGCCCAAGAAGAAGGCCGUCUCGCGCUCCGUCAAGGCUGGCCUCCAGUUCCCCGUCGGCCGCAUCGGCCGCUACCUCAAGAAGGGCCGCUACGCGCAGCGCGUCGGCUCCGGCGCGCCCGUCUACCUCGCCGCCGUCCUCGAGUACCUCGCCGCAGAGGUGCUGGAGCUGGCCGGGAACGCGGCGCGCGACAACAAGAAGAACCGGAUCAUCCCGCGCCACGUGCUGCUGGCCAUCCGGAACGACGAGGAGCUCGGGAAGCUGCUGGCCGGGGUCACCAUUGCGCACGGCGGCGUGCUGCCCAACAUCAACCCGGUGCUGCUCCCCAAGAAGACCGCCGAGAAAUCCGACAAGCCCGCCGCCAAGAAGGACGCCGCCAAGUCGCCCAAGAAACCGGCGCGCUCCUAGACAUCCCCAACUGUAUAUGCAGCGCUCCCGUUUGUUCGAUUCCUGAUUAGUCCUCACAAGCACAAGUUAACUGCAUGCUUUGAUUGAUUUGCACGUAGACGAUAGUAGAAACCUAGUGGUAGAAGUGAUGAGAAGACCAAAGUGACUCGCUUUGUCUUCUCAGUUCCAUGUGUUUUAGUCAGUUGAAUUUGUUUGUGUUGCUUUCUGCAUCAAUGUGAUAGUCUGUUUGGCUAAUGCGAAUUUUUAACCUAGUGAGUUGAUCUCUAUGACACUAUUCAUCUAUCGUGUUUGUUGAUUGAAUUUGUUCAGCAGCGUGGAAUCCUAAGGGGGAAUAUGAAGCAAUGACAAUUGAGUUAGUCAUGUUA
This is a messenger RNA of Oryza brachyantha (malo sina), 892 nucleotides long. RefSeq names its product probable histone H2A.6. The transcript has 2 exons. Gene Ontology annotation, molecular function: structural constituent of chromatin; DNA binding; protein heterodimerization activity. The record is from RefSeq and is a predicted model, not a curated record. Lineage: Eukaryota; Viridiplantae; Streptophyta; Magnoliopsida; Poales; Poaceae. Bases 63 to 527 code for a protein of 154 amino acids. Gene Ontology annotation, cellular component: nucleosome.